AUGGGCUCCAGUGGUGGACCGCUAUACAUCGGCUUCGACCUUUCGACGCAACAACUAAAAGGCCUCGUCGUCUCAUCAGACUUGAAGGUCGUCAACGUCGCUAAAUUCGACUUUGACAGCGACUCAAAGGGAUUUGAUGUCGAGAAGGGCGUCUUGACCAAUGAAGCUGAGCGGGAGGUUUUUGCGCCAGUCGCCAUGUGGCUACAGGCUUUGGAUGCCGUGCUUGCAGACCUGAAGCAACAGGGGCUUGAUUUUAGCUUGGUGAGAGGUAUUAGCGGUGCGGGGCAGCAGCAUGGGAGCGUAUACUGGAACGGGUCUGCAGAGAGGAUAUUGAGCAGCUUGGAUAAGGAGAAGACGUUGGAAGACCAGCUGCAAUUGGCACUAUCUCAUCCGCACAGCCCGAAUUGGCAGGAUGCUAGCACGCAGAAAGAGUGUGAUGAGUUUGACGCUUUUCUUGGUAGCGAAGAGGAAUUGGCGAAGGUGACGGGGAAGAUUUACUGGGCCCCAGAUACUGAGAUUUCAGCGAAAGUUGCCCCGUUCGACAUAUCGGAUGUAUGUGGCAUGAACUUGUGGGAUAUUCCGACCAACCAGUGGAACGAGCGUCUUCUCAAGCUAUGUGCCGGUGAGGUUGGACCGGAAGAGCUCAAAAAGAAACUGGGAGACGUGCCUCACGAUGGAGGACAUCAUCUCGGGAAAAUCAGCAACUAUUUCGUGGAACGAUACUCCUUCCACCUAGACUGUAUCAUCACUCCCUCUACGGGAGACAACCCGGCAACUAUCCUUGCUCUCCCAUUGAGGCCACUCGAUGCAAUGGUAUCCCUGGGGACAUCGACUACAUUCUUGAUGUCGACUCCACAGUACAAACCUGAUCCGUCAACGCACUUUUUCAACCACCCGACGACGCCGGGGUUGUAUAUGUUCAUGCUCUGCUACAAGAACGGCGGCCUCGCCCGUGAAAAAGUGAGAGAUGCGAUCAACCAGAAGUCAGAAACAAAAGAUCAAUCGAACCCUUGGAGUAACUUUGACAGGGUGCUACUGGAAACGGCCCAAGUUGGUCAAAAGACAGACUCGGAUCCGAUGAAAAUGGGCCUCUUCUUCCCUCGGCCGGAGAUAGUACCCAACCUUCGAGCGGGGGAAUGGCAUUUCAAUUAUACACCGAGCCAUGGAGAAGGCCUUACAGAGACCGAUGAAGGUUGGAACCACCCGUGGGAUGAUGCUCGAGCAAUUGUCGAGAGCCAGUUCCUCUCCCUUAGGCUACGCUCGAAGGAAUUAGUCCACAGUCCAUCCGAGGGGAUUCCGCCACAGCCCAGACGGAUAUAUCUGGUCGGCGGCGGCUCGCGUAACGCAGCCAUUGCCAAAGUUGCAGGCGAAGUCCUCGGCGGCAUUGAAGGCGUGUAUAAGCUGGACGUGGGUGAAAACGCGUGUGCCUUGGGCGCGGCAUACAAGGCCGUGUGGGCGUUGGAGCGGUCACCAGGCCAGACCUUUGAGGAUCUAAUUGGGCAGAGAUGGAAAGAAGAAGAGUUUGUGGAGAAGAUAGCAGACGGAUACCAGCCUGCUGUGUUUGAGAAAUACGGUCAAGCCGUGCAUGGCUUUGAGCAGAUGGAGAAGCAGAUACUCAAGUCAGAAGCAGACAGGAGGUAG
Arthroderma uncinatum is the source of this 1641-nucleotide messenger RNA. RefSeq lists its product as uncharacterized. The record is from RefSeq and is a predicted model, not a curated record. Lineage: Eukaryota; Fungi; Ascomycota; Eurotiomycetes; Onygenales; Arthrodermataceae. Gene Ontology annotation, biological process: xylulose metabolic process. Gene Ontology annotation, molecular function: D-xylulokinase activity. The coding region runs from base 1 to 1641 and encodes 546 amino acids. The transcript is spliced from 3 exons. Gene Ontology annotation, cellular component: cytosol.